Molecule: messenger RNA, 5224 nt
Organism: Amaranthus tricolor (Joseph's coat)
Lineage: Eukaryota; Viridiplantae; Streptophyta; Magnoliopsida; Caryophyllales; Amaranthaceae
Product: ARF guanine-nucleotide exchange factor GNOM
Exons: 3
Coding region: 322-4710 (1462 amino acids)
Biological process (GO): regulation of ARF protein signal transduction
Molecular function (GO): guanyl-nucleotide exchange factor activity
Source: RefSeq, a predicted model, not a curated record
AAAAAAAAAAAAAAAAAGCAAAGAUGGGCAAGAGAGAGAGAAGUAGAGUAAUUAUUAUGGUUUGCAUAAUCCUUCAAAUAAACAAGAUUUAAUAAAAUUUCACUGAUCUACCUGGGUUUAGAGACUUUUUGGAAUACCGAUUCUGCAUCAAGACGAUCCGUUGACAAAAUAUCUCGAUCACAAUGAGGGGAAUCUUGUUCUUCCCAUCAUAGUUAUCAAGAACCCCAAUUCUACUCAAGAAAUUGUCGAAACCCUAGACAAGAGAAAUUUUACCAGUGGAAAUUCGCCGAGAAAUUCUGGGUUUUUGACAAAAUUGCGUUUAUGAAAAUGGGUCGUCGUCUAAAUCUUCAAUCUGGCAUAAAAGCCAUUAAAGAAGAACCUGAAGAAUCUGAAGAAUUAAGUUCAUCAUCUAACAAAGCUGCUUUAUCAUGUAUGAUUAAUUCAGAAAUUGGUGCUGUUUUAGCAAUUAUGAGAAGAAAUGUGAGGUGGGGUGGUAGAUUUAUGUCAUCUGGGGAAGAUCAAUUUGAUCAACAUUCUCUUAUUCAAUCAAUGAAAUCGUUGCGAAAACAAGUUUUUAUGUGGCAACAGCAACAAUGGUGUAAUAUCAACCCAGUUUUGUAUUUGCAGCCAUUUUUGGAUGUAAUUAGGUCAGAUGAAACUGGUGCCCCUAUUACAAGUGUUGCUUUAUCAUCUGUUUAUAAGAUCUUGACUCUUGAUGGUGUUCUUGAUCUGAAUACUACAAAUAUUGAAGAUGCUAUGCAUUUGGUUGUUGAUUCUGUUACGAGUUGUCGAUUUGAGGUUACAGAUCCUGCUUCAGAAGAAGUGGUAUUGACCAAAAUUCUUCAGGUUUUGCUGGCUUGUAUGAAGAGUAAAGCAUCUGUUGUAUUGGGUAAUCAGCAUGUAUGUACUGUGUUUAAUACUUGUUUUAGAAUUGUUCAUCAAGCUACUACCAAAGGUGAAUUGCUACAAACCAUGGCUGCCCACACGAUGCGUGAGCUCGUGAGGUGUAUCUUUUUGCAUCUUCCUCAAGUUGAUGUUGAGAGUACGGAGAAUUCUGUAAACAAUGGAAGUUCAAUGCAGGCAGAGAUCGGUGGCAUUGGUAACGAAUACAGUUUCUCAUCUGGGCAGAUCAAUAAUGGCAAUAACUCUGAAUAUGAUGAUGCUCAGUUGCCCACUGCUAAUUACAGCUCUAAUGUCUCUGUGGGUAUGGGUGCUGGUGUGGUGGAUGAAAACAGUACUGGAAAUGGGAAGGAUUCAGGAGCAUAUGAUUUGCAUGUGACGAUGGCACCAUAUGGAGUGCCCUCAAUGUUUGAGAUCUUUCAAUUUCUAUGUUCUUUGUUAAAUGUUGUUGACCAAGGUGUAAUCAGUCGAUCCAAUGGCUUGGCAAUUGAUGAGGAUGCACCUCUAUUCGCCUUGGGUCUCAUAAAUUCAGCUAUUGAGUUAGGUGGGGCUUCUUUUGUCAGACAUCCCAGGUUACUCAAUUUGAUACAGGAUGAACUCUUUCGCAAUUUGAUGCUUUAUGGUUUAUCACCAAGCCCACUGAUUCUUUCUAUGGUAUGUAGUGUAGUUCUGAAUUUAUAUCAUCAUUUGCGAAUGGAGCUUAAACUGCAACUUGAGGCUUUCUUUUCCUGUGUGAUCUUGAGACUGGCACAGAGCAGAUACGGUGCCUCUUACCAGCAGCAAGAGGUUGCAAUGGAGGCCCUUGUUGAUUUUUGCCGGCAAAAGACUUUUAUGGUUGAGAUGUAUGCUAAUUUAGAUUGUGACAUAACAUGCAGCAAUGUGUUUGAAGAUCUCGCUAACUUGUUGUCGAAGAGUGCGUUCCCUGUAAAUUCUCCACUGUCGUCGAUGCACAUUCUAGCUCUUGAUGGGCUGAUUGCAGUUAUUCAAGGGAUGGCUGAAAGAAUUGGCAAUGGAUCUCUUGGCUUAGAACAGGCACCUGUGAGUCUUGAAGAGUAUUCUCCAUUUUGGAUGGUCAAGUGUGAUAAUUAUAGUGAUCCCAACCAUUGGGUUCCAUUUGUUCGUCGUAGGAAAUAUAUCAAGAGAAGACUAAUGAUUGGUGCUGAUCACUUUAAUCGAGAUCCUAAAAAGGGGUUGGAGUUUCUUCAAGGAACCCAUUUGUUGCCUGAGAAACUUGAUCCACAGAGUGUGGCUUGCUUCUUCAGAUACACAGCUGGGUUGGAUAAGAAUCUUGUGGGGGACUUUCUCGGAAACCAUGAUGAAUUUUGUGUUCAAGUUCUUCAUGAGUUUGCCCAGACAUUUGAUUUCCAAGAUAUGAAUCUGGAUACUGCUCUGAGACUCUUUUUGGAGACUUUUAGGCUUCCCGGAGAAGCACAAAAGAUCCAAAGGGUGCUUGAGGCAUUCUCAGAAAGAUAUUAUGAGCAAACUUCGCAUAUUUUGGCCAAUAAAGAUGCUGCCUUUGUGCUGUCAUAUUCCCUUAUAAUGCUCAACACUGAUCUGCACAAUGUACAAGUUAAGAAGAAAAUGACAGAAGAGGAUUUCAUCCGCAAUAAUCGCCGCAUAAAUGCCGGUGAGGAUCUUCCACGUGAGUUUCUGUCUGAGCUAUAUCAUUCUAUCUGCAAAAAUGAAAUUCGCACGACACCUGAACAAGGUGCUGGUUUUGCUGAGAUGACUCCAAGCCGAUGGAUUGAUUUAUUGCACAAAUGCAAGAAGACCGCUCCUUACAUCUUGGCCGAUUCUCGGGCCUAUCUUGAUCAUGAUAUGUUUGCUAUAAUGUCUGGACCAACGAUUGCUGCCAUUUCUGUGGUUUUUGAUAAUGCCGAGUAUGAAGAAGUCUAUAGGACUUGCAUUGAUGGUUUCUUAGCUAUAGCGAAGAUAUCAGCCUGCCACCAUCUUGAAGAUGUUCUUGAUGAUCUUGUUGUUUCUCUUUGUAAAUUCACUACCCUUUUGAACCCAUCUUCAGUUGAAGAGCCUGUUUUGGUGUUUGGUGAUGAUAUGAAAGCAAGGAUGGCAACUGUUACAGUCUUUACCAUUGCUAAUCGAUAUGGUGACUAUAUUCGCACAGGAUGGAGAAAUAUCCUGGACUGUAUUUUGAGAUUGCACAAGCUUGGUCUUCUUCCUGCUCGUGUGGCCAGUGAUGCUGCGGAUGACUCAGAGCUAUCUUCCGAUCUUGGUCAAGGGAAGCCGCUUACAAGCUCAUUAUCCGCAUCUCAUUUUCCAUCUAUGGGUACUCCUAGAAGGUCUUCUGGGUUGAUGGGCCGAUUCAGCCAAUUGUUGUCUCUGGAUACAGAGGAGCCUAGGUCACAGCCUACUGAGCAACAACUUGCUGCUCAUCAGCGGACACUUCAGACAAUUCAGAAGUGUCACAUUGAUGGUAUCUUUACAGAGAGCAAGUUUCUUCAAGCUGAAUCCUUGUUGCAGCUUGCGAAAGCACUCAUAUGGGCUGCUGGUAGACCUCAGAAAGGAGCUGGUUCACCAGAAGAUGAAGACACUGCAGUGUUCUGCCUUGAAUUAUUGAUUGCAAUCACAUUGAAUAAUCGGGAUAGGAUUGUUCUUCUUUGGCAGGGUGUCUACGAGCAUAUUGCAAAUAUUGUGCAGUCCACUGUCAUGCCCUGUGCCUUAGUGGAGAAGGCUGUCUUUGGGCUUCUUAGAAUUUGCCAGCGGCUUCUCCCUUAUAAAGAAAACCUGGCUGAUGAGCUUCUUAGGUCUUUGAAGUUGGUCCUCAAGCUUGAUGCUCGAGUUGCUGAUGCAUACUGUGAGCAGAUUACCCAAGAGGUGACUCGGCUAGUCAAAGCAAAUGCCACUCACAUCAGAUCACAAAUGGGUUGGCACACCAUUACUUCUCUUCUAUCUGUCACAGCUCGACACCCAGAAGCUUCCGAAUCAGGAUUUGAUGCUCUGGUGUUUAUAAUGUCUGAUGGGGCCCACAUGUUGCCCUCAAAUUUCAUUCUCUGUGUAGAGUCCGCUAGACAAUUUGCGGAGUCUCGAGUUGGACAAUCUGAUCGAGUUGGACAAUCUGAUCGAUCCAUUCGUGCUUUGGAUCUUAUGGCCGGUUCCGUGAGUUGUUUGGUGAAGUGGGUUAGUGAGACUAAGCAAGCUGUGGAGGAGGAUGUUGUCAAGAUGUCUCAGGAUAUCGGUGAGAUGUGGCUUAGACUUGUACAGGCCCUAAGGAAAGUUUGUUUAGACCAAAGAGAAGAAGUCAGAAACCAUGCUGUUUCUUCUUUGCAGAAGUGUUUGACGGAAAUGGAUGAGGUCCACCUCGCUCACAAUCUUUGGUUACAAUGUUUUGAUAUGGUAAUUUUUACAAUGCUCGAUGAUUUGCUUGAAAUUGCCCAGGGACAUUCCCAGAAGGAUUAUCGGAACAUGGAAGGGACACUUACCAUCGCUAUCAAACUUCUUUCGAAGGUAUUUUUGCAGUUACUCCCCGAACUCUCCCAAUUAACUACAUUCUGCAAACUUUGGUUGGGCAUUCUCAGUCGGAUGGAAAAAAUCACGAAGGUCAAAAUUCGAGGGAAGAGAAGUGAGAAGCUCCAAGAUCUAGUUUUAGAACUCCUGAAAAAUAUACUUGUAGAGAUGAAAAACAGGGGAGUUCUUGCUCAGAGGAGCGCGCUCGGUGGAGAUAGUUUAUGGGAAUUAACAUGGUUACAUGUCAACAAUAUUUCUCCGUCUUUGCAAUCUGAAGUUUUUCCAAGUGCAGCAGCCGAUGAGAGUACUAAUUCGGUUCACACCGAGGCCGUGUCUUUAGAUAGUUGAUAACGCCAUGCAUCUAAUAUGAGAACCGAAAACUCCCUAAUGGCUGAAGUGGGCAUUUUCCCGAUUGCUGGUUUAUGCAUCGGAGAGAAAGUAUAUACAUAUGUUUCUGGUAUGCCGUUCUGUUCUGUACGUGUAUUGUUUAAUGUUCCGUCACCUAGUGGUGUUGAAGAUGAUUUUCUUCGGGACUGGGGCUCUUGAUUUCUACAGUUUGCCUAGAUAUUAGAUAUAUGGGUAGGACUCAUCGAAUGUACCUUCGAAAUUUGAAUUAGCUAGUGAAAAGGGAAAUCUGUGUACUUUUGUUCUACAUAGUUACAAGUCAAUCAUCAAGCAAUGUAUUGCUGUGUAAUUGAAUCUUCAUAUAUUCAUUCUGAAUCUGAAGUGUCUUAUCCCUUGAAUGUUAAAGGUGCUAUGCUGUUACGGUAUUCAGUAAACCGAUCUUUAAGCUGCUAAAUACAGGCGUAGCAAUGAAUUUUGCGUGUAUUUGGUGGUUUACAAAGAUUUUCUAUAUUUUUUU